CCCGCGAGGUGACCCUGCAGCUCUUCACAGAUGGGAUCACAAAUAAGCUCAUUGCCUGCUACGUGGGUGACACCAUGGAAGAUGUAGUUCUGGUGAGAAUUUAUGGCAACAAGACUGAGCUGCUAGUGGACCGUGAUGAAGAAGUGAAGAGUUUCCGUGUGCUGCAGGCUCAUGGCUGUGCACCUCAGCUCUACUGUACCUUUAAUAACGGACUGUGCUAUGAGUUUAUACAAGGUGAAGCUUUGGACCCACAGCAUGUCUGCAACCCAGCUAUUUUCAGGCUAAUAGCUCGUCAGCUUGCUAAAAUCCAUGCUAUCCAUGCACACAAUGGCUGGAUCCCCAAAUCUAACCUAUGGCUUAAGAUGGGAAAAUACUUCUCCCUCAUUCCCACAGGAUUUGCUGAUGAAGAUAUUAAUAAAAGGUUCCUAAGUGAUAUCCCGAGCCCUCAACUUCUUCAAGCAGAAAUGACCUGGAUGAAGGAGAUUCUGUCCAACCUGGGCUCACCUGUGGUGCUUUGCCACAAUGACCUGCUGUGUAAGAAUAUAAUCUACAACGAGAAACAAGGUGACGUACAGUUUAUUGAUUAUGAGUAUUCUGGAUACAACUACCUGGCAUAUGAUAUUGGAAAUCAUUUCAAUGAAUUUGCAGGUGUCAGUGACGUAGAUUAUAGUCUCUAUCCAGAUAGAGAACUCCAGGGCCAGUGGCUGCGGGCUUACCUGGAAGCCUACAAGGAGUAUAAAGGCUUUGGCAGUGAAGUCACUGAAAAGGAAGUAGAGACACUCUUCAUUCAAGUCAAUCAAUUUGCAUUGGCUUCUCAUUUCUUCUGGGGACUCUGGGCUUUGAUCCAAGCCAAGUACUCCACAAUUGAGUUUGAUUUCCUUGGGUAUGCUGUUGUUCGCUUUAACCAGUACUUUAAAAUGAAGCCCGAGGUCACAGCGCUGAAGAUGCCCGAGUAAAGAAGAGACCUCAUUGUUCUCCAGGAGCUGAGCAGUGCUUGUGGAUGUUUCCUAAGAAAUCCCGAAAGCCAAUAUUUGUUAACACUCAUUGAAUUUGGUUAUCUUGCUUUACAAAUUAUGCCUCUAAACAACCAAUCUAUUUUUAAAUAGAGUGAUGUUAAAAAUAUGGUUACUGUUGUCAGUAUGUGACGGGCUAGAGAUUUGUCCAUCAGUGGAAAGAGUUGAGUUGGCUUUAGCCUUUGGCAGCACAGUCCGUGUUACAUGUGAUUACUUGUUACAGAUUUGACAUGACUGACUACUUUUCAUCUUUCAUUUGUUGGUUCAGAGUAUGAAAUGAGAUGUUGUAGAGAUCUUUUAAAAGUUUUGUUAAUAGGGUUAAUUUUAGAAGAACAUUCUUGUUUGGUGUGACCUUUGUAAAAUGAACCAUUUACUGUUGACAUGGCAGUCACUGCCUUCAUAGUAACUUAGGGUGUUCUAGACUUUUCUAGAGAAGUGCCCACUUAAGAGGGAGCAAGACAGUUACUGUCUCUAGGGGUCUACGUUCUUGAAUUGGAAAUUGGAAAUAAUUUCUCUGAAGAAUACAACUUAGAGUUAAAUUGUCUCUUUAUAUAGCCUGACAAUAUAAAAUAUAUUUACUGUAUAAUCCUGGAAUACAACUAUAACAAUUUAAUGUUAAAAUGUGUAUUAAGUCAUGUUUUAAAAUACUAGAUAUGGUCAUUUAAGGUAAUAGUCCCAGUUUUUAGAAUUUACCUAUCAAAUUGUUUCUAACCAAAAAUUUUGUUUAACUUGAUUCUUUUUUUUUUGUUUAGUAGUAGCUGAUAUUGUUCCUAUUUGAAACAAACAUACAGAGUUCAUCAUACUUGGAAGCAAGGAAUAUCAUUUAGAUUCUUUCUAUUCAGAUUCAUUCCUUAGGUUUGUUUUGUGUCUGUAGAGUCAGCAAAUGAUUGCUUAUACAUGUAAUUUCAGAGUAAUAUUGUUAAAGCAGUUAGAAGAACCAGUAAGGAACAUUUAGGUAGGUCAUUGAGCUUGAAUACUUAAAAUCUUAACAAAUAAGGAAAUGUGAAUUAAAUAAGUAGUCGUGGUAGGAGGACUUGUUUUAUCUUGUUUUUGUUAGUCUAGUUUUUAUUUUUGUAUAGGUGUGAGAGGGAAGCAAUUAUUAUAUGGAAGGAAGUUCGGUCUUUGAGGUAGACCAGAAGGCUUUAAUCUUUGAAGACUGUGGACUUGAACAGUCACAGCUAACUUAACUUAGCUUAGUCAGACAGGCUUUGCACUUUGGUCACAUAAGUGCUUUUGUACUAAGUUGGCUCCAUGGAUCUGCAUAUUUAAAGUCUGCAGCACAGAUCUAUCCUAAGACAUUGUCUGGUAUAUUGUUCCACAUGACUUCUGUUCUCAGACAAGUGCUUUAAAAUACUUGGAUUGUCUCAACGUGUUCAAAGCUAAUAAAGUAAGUAGAAACACUUACAGCCAUGGCCAUUUGAGAUGGUAAAUUCUAGCCACGUAAAUAGACUCCUAAGUAUGUGUCUCUAACAGUGUUAGACCUGGAUUUGGUUUCUACCUCCCUAAUGUUGUAAAGUUCACUUUUGUUUUUAUGAAUCACAUUACUGUAAGAUCAUUACAAUUCUGCCGACUUCUUUGAAUGAAAACAAAUAAUGACUAGCUCUUUUCAAUGUUAAAGGAAACCUACAAAAACUGGCUUAGUGGAAUUUUUAUUUGUGAUUGGAACAUUGUCAUAGAAUGGUAAAAAUGUGAGCCUCCUGAUUCUUUGCUUUCCUCCUCUUAAAAUCCAAAAGUAUGUGUCACGUGGAAACACUGGAGAAGACAGUGUUGGCUAGUUUGUUCCUGUUCUUACUUGAGAGUGCUUUGAGUGGAGGCUUACCAUGCUGCUGCUGCUGCUGGUGGACUGCAUAGCAGCCAGCUGAGACAGCUGCCCCAGAGACGCCGGUGGCGGUGCACGCACCCACAGUGAGGCGUCCUUGUUCACCCUGCUAGCAUGGAGGAGAUCUUGGAAGAAGACGAGCACAUGUAAACUGUUGUCCCCAUUCCUUGGCCAGAUUUGGGUGCUCUGAUGCGCCUGCUUCCCAUACAGCUUUUGGGGAUCAUGGUGUAGAUUAUCAACAGGAUUCAAAAUGUCUUUCCUUUGUAUUGACCAUGUAAGGGAUUCUAAAGAGGGUACAGCGGGACAGCUUGGAAGAGCAUCCCUCUAAAAUGUGUCCUGAGGCUUGCUAGGAUGUAAGUUGCCUUCUUUUGUUAAGCUAAGGAACUUGAAUGCCUUACCUAAUCACUCAACUGGUGGUAAGCUCAUUUUGUAAAUAUGAAAGUGGAUGUUAGAAGUGGCAUUCAUGGAUGUUCAAUGUUAAUCAAUAGACCGUAGUGGCCUGGAUGCUGUAACAAGCAAAAUUCCACAUUUCUGCCCUCUACCCUGAUCCUGUCUCCCUGGCACACCCGUAUGAUCUUGAACCUGACCAAUGAUAUUUGAUUUCCCUUCUCCUAAUCCUGUGCUACCACCAUUUUUUGGAAAUGAGAUGUGGUGGACACGUCUCACUGUUGACAUGAUCUGCCUGAGAUCAACAUGAGCACAAACCUCAUCAACUAGGUCUGCCUGGAGUGUAAAUAGGACAGUGUAAAUAAGCAGCUGUAAUUAGUGUGAGUUGUGUCCUGCAUACAAGAGUGUGUAGUUUUGCAUUCUCCUUUGUAGAAGUUUUUCUGUCACUAAGUGAUCCAGUCUGUUGGUGUUUGGCUGGGAGCUGUGCACACCUCCAGCUGUGCAGUGAGAAAGCAAGAACUGGAAGUGAGCUUUAUUGGGUUUGGUUAAUGUUGUGUUUAUUUAUUCAGCCUCUCAGUGCCUAAUAAGACUUUUCUCCAGUUUUUACUCAGCUGUUGAUUUUUUUUGUGUGUUAGAUUCUGGGAAGCAGUGAAUUUAUAAUGCUCACUCUGUGAGUCACAAUUUGAGGGUAGAGAAAGCUAAAAAUGUAAUUUGAUGUUUAUAAACUGAAGUGUGGCCCCCUUUUCUAUUUUCAGAGUUUGAUGACACUUUCAACAAAAUCUUGAUAUUCACUGUGACUGUAAAUCACACCCAUACAAGACAAAGGGCAAAGGGCAUCUCUUAGUUUUGUCAGGUGGCUUCUCUGGAGUAAGUUCAGUGUGGGGCUGUGAGAAUAAUGGUGGCUUUUAUGACAACUAUCCCGUGUUUAUUUUAACUUGAUGAGUUUAGACUUAAAGGAAGAAUUCCCCCAAGCACUCUAGAGGAAAAGUCCUCAGGCUUCUGAGUUACCCAGAAACCGCCUGUACCUCCUGAUGCUCUCACUACCAGGUGGAAAGGGAGUAGUGUCGGGGUUUUGGUUUUUCCUGACUUGCUUUUAAGCAUUUUAUACUGCAUUCCUGAGUACUGUAGACUUAAAUAGUUCCUUGUUAAUCUGUCAUCCUGUUGACAAAGUCAACAGUGCUUUGUCCUGGGGUUUUCCUAGUAGCAGCAUCAUGUGCUACCUCACACAGAAGGUGAGCGCAGGUGGAGACUAGCCUCUGAGUGUCUCACUUCAGGGCCAGGUGCUGUGGUCUGUCUUCUCUGUCAGAUGUCAUGAUGGCCUUUACUGUGAAGCUGAGCUGCAUCUUCAGUCAUGUUUCUGUUGUGAAAGGCAAGAUGAGGCAUGGCGAGCUGCCUUUCCCUGGAGUGACGGCAGUGUUAAAUCUUGGGUUUGACAAGUGCUACUAGCUACUCCAGAUAAAACAUCCCUGUUUUUGGAACUUCAGCCCGUAUUUCUGUAAAAGAAAAUACUUGAGGUUUUUGUAUUACCUUGAAUUCUUGAAGACUAAAUUCAGUGAUAUGUUAAAUGAGUUAGAUUUAUUUGAGUAGUUUUUAUGCUGAAAUUUUUUCAAUUUUGGCACAAUUUGAUAUGGGAAGAGACCCCAAAGUGUUUGGAUUAGAAACAAAUACUGAUGCUUCACUCAUAAGCACUUUAAAGUUGUGUGUUGGAGGCUACUCUCCUGGACUGUGCGCUGUGGUACCACCAACACCACCUUUGUCCAUUGUGCAUUGUAUGGCGUGUGUACUUGCAAAAAUACUUCUUCAAAUAGUUACAGUUUUACCUUUUAGUUAUCUUGCCCACUGUGAUAAUUUUGAGCCGAUUAAUACGUUAAUAAAACACUAGAUGCUUACAGAACUGAAACAUCACCUUGUCUUUUGAUUGGUGUGUGAAAGUAGAGCAGGAAAACCUAGUGGAUUGGAAUUACAGGCUUCCUAGCCAGGAUCUUAGAGAGCUGGGUUGAAACCCACUGACACCUGCAGAGCAGUGGAGGGAACAGAGUACCUGCUCGCCAUGCCUGCACUGUGGCAUGCUGCUGCUUGUUUGUAGGUAGUGACAAACUGAGUGUUCAUUGUCAAUAAUCUAAAGUUGUCCUCUGUAUUUACCUGUACUAAAGUAACUGUAAACUAAUGGAACCCACAAGAACGUUUCUGUAUUUAGGAGCUUUUGUACAGCAAGGUCAAACAUCCUAAUUGAAGGAAGAAGACAUGGUGUUACCUAUAUGCAAGGGGAAAAACUGAAAUGAGAACUGUCAUUGCGUUAGCUGUCUGUUGAAUUGGGAAGCUGUGGCAUAGAUCUGAAAUUUGUGUUUCUCAAAUGUGAAUUGUAGUCUAAUGCUGCUUUGUAUGGACUGUAAGUGCUACGGAUAGUCUCAGCACUGAACAUGCAUCGAUACCUCGCAGAUGAAUGCAGCCUUUGUCCUAGGUUUCCCUACGCCUCAGCCAGUGUCUGAGUGCCGGAGAACUUGCUCAUCUGUUUGCUAGCGGAGAUACUUCCUGCUUUUUCCUUUGUUGUUACAUAUUUUUAUGUUUGAAAUUUAAGUUUUACUACUGUUAAUUUAAGUAAGAUUUGUUUCGUGGCUAAAAUGGCAUCGCCAGUGAAAUCAACAGCCUCAUUCAUGUAGCUGCUGAAGUGACAUUUGUGUUCUGUGUUCAUGGACUUGCAACGAAGCCGUGUUUCUGUUAAGAUACAAGUGCGGCUUAGGCUUUAUUUCUGUUUAAUAAGGCUUUCUACCAUUGAUUAAAUGAAGGAAUGUAUCUUUUUGAAGAGAUUUAUAUUCUGUAAAUAAGCAUUGGUUGUAACAAUAAAGUUGAGUUCUAACUA
This is a messenger RNA of Myodes glareolus (Bank vole), 6079 nucleotides long. RefSeq names its product ethanolamine kinase 1 (gene Etnk1). Gene Ontology annotation, cellular component: cytoplasm. The record is from RefSeq and is a predicted model, not a curated record. Gene Ontology annotation, molecular function: ethanolamine kinase activity. NCBI's taxonomy places the organism in Eukaryota, Metazoa, Chordata, Mammalia, Rodentia, Cricetidae. Gene Ontology annotation, biological process: phosphatidylethanolamine biosynthetic process.